UACACACAGAGGGCUUACUAUCUAAACACAUUGCCACUUUGUCAAUCGUAACUCGGUGUAUACGUGGCUCCCGUUCUUCGGAUUAACCAGAAGACUUGUCAGGGUACAUACCUGACGACUUGGUGAAAUUUCACGGCAGUUACUAACAAGACACGAUGAACCAAAAUUCGGAGACCAGCACAAAACUGAGGAAGCAAUCGAACGUGGAAGAACCCGCGGCAGAUGGCCCGGAUCGCAUUUUUCGCGUGGGUGCCGAUCAAGACUUACUGAAACCAGAAGUGAAGAUUAGCCAUUUAAGCAAUAGAAACACUAUUCUACUCGGUCUUGGCCUUUUUCUGGUCAUCGUUACAGCCAUGACUGCGUCGACGGCUGUGGCGGCCGCCGAGAAACGUAAGAGAGAACCGAUGACUAGGACCCAGGCCGUGCUUACGAACACGCCAUUGAUCGACGGAAACAAUGACUUAGCAUGGCAAAUACGAGUACACCAUAAUAACCGACUGGAAGACGUCAAUCUACUGGCAGAUAUGAGUGGAUAUUGGGAAAUCUCACAUACCGAUAUACCCCGUAUGAGAGAAGGUCGCGUCGGUGCGCAGUUCUGGUCAGCAUAUACGAGUUGUGAUGCCCAGUACAAGGACGCCACCAGUCAAACGCUCGACCAGAUUGACGUCAUCAGGAGAAUGAUCAACAAAUAUCCUAGUACAUUUCAAUUUGUCACAACAUCCGAUGGUAUAAUGGAAGCUUUUCGUGAUAAUAAAAUAGCAAGUUUGAUUGGAGUUGAAAGUGGUCAUAGCAUCGACAGUAGUUUAGCCAAACUACGACAAUUCUAUAAUUUGGGGGUAAGAUACCUGACACUGACAGGAGAUUGCAGUACACCAUGGGCAGAUGCUCACAACCAACAAGCAGUAAAUGGAGGACUUUCUGAAUUCGGAAAGGUGGUUAUACAGGAAAUGAAUCGUUUGGGAAUGAUCGUGGAUUUAUCGGGCACACAUCCAGACACCAUGCGCGACGUAUUAGAGAUAAGCGAAGCCCCUGUUAUAUUCAGUCACUCGGCUGCCUAUGAGAAAUGCAAACAUACGAGGAACGUACCCGAUGACGUAUUACUUUCGCUGAGAACUAACAAUGGUAUAGUUAUGGUGAAUUUCAACAGUGACAUGAUAAGCUGUGACGAAAGCGAGGCAACGCUAAUGAAUGUAGCAGAUCAUAUAGACUAUAUUCGAAGAAAAAUCGGCGCAACGCAUGUUGGUUUGGGCGCGGAAUUCGACGGAAUCGUAAGGCCAGCAACAGGACUCGAAGACACUUCAAAAUACCCAGCCUUGAUUAUGGAGCUGAUCAGUCGGGGGUGGGCCGAUGAGGAAGUGGAACUUCUGGUUGGCAAAAAUUUACUACAAGUCUUCGAAUGGGUAGAACAGGUACGCAAUAAAAAGUACGAAGACGGAGAAAAGCCACACGAAGAUGUUAUGGAAUCACAGAGUUCGACCGAUAAUUGUCGAUCAGAAUGGAAUGGACUUCAGUAAACGUUUAAUCAUAGGGCAGUCUGUAAACGCCAUCCAACUACAAUUAAGCUGCACUGAGAAUGGAUCUCCAAUUGACAUAAUAGAUGUUUUAACGCAGGGUAUCCGUAGAAUAUGGGAAUAAGUAAGAAUGUGUUGUCAGGAUGCGAUUAUCAGAAGCGAUUUUGUCAGACUAGUCUUGUGCCAUUUUAGGACCUGCACGUACAGGAUUAGAACAAGCGAUUUUCGAAUUACUGAUGUAUGUAAUUUUGAACUGUUUGUAUGUGAAAACUGCGAACUAAAAAUAAAUCACUACUAGAGACAUUGAACAAUAUAAUGUUCACAAAGCCAUGAUUCUCUCAGAAUAUUCCAUUACAGUACUUUGUGUGCUACUUAUUCCGUCUUGUUUUGUCUGUAUUUAGCCAAGCAUGGCGUUAACACUGUUUUAAAACUUUAUUCAAAUACUAAUACUUAAGUAACAACUUAAUGCACAAUGAAAAUGGUUAGCAAGAAAGAGCGGAUAUUUUGUUUAGCAGGUAGCUAUUUGUCAUCGUAAUUUGGAAAGGCGGCCACAGCAUUUUAUUCCUUUCACUGCCGUAAAUGUCAUGCAUUUCGUGAUGGUUCUUGUUCCAUUUGCCCGAUUUAGGUUAAUAAAUAAAAAUUUUAUAUCA
Messenger RNA from Saccoglossus kowalevskii, 2161 nucleotides. RefSeq names its product dipeptidase 1-like. Gene Ontology annotation, molecular function: metallodipeptidase activity. Lineage: Eukaryota; Metazoa; Hemichordata; Enteropneusta; Harrimaniidae. The record is from RefSeq and is a predicted model, not a curated record. Gene Ontology annotation, biological process: proteolysis.